AUGGAAGGCCAAUUUCAACUCUUAUUCGAUCAAAUGAAAAGUGAACUGGAAAAACAAACAGAGACAUUAACAGAGUCGAUCACAGCCACUAUUAUGGAAAAAAUCGAUGAAAAACUGCAGCCUAUUAUAUCAGAUAGUAAAAAACUACAAAUAAAAGUAGGAAAACUAGAAGAAGAGAUAGAAUAUCUGAAAAGAGAAAAGAAAAAUAACAACAUAGUGAUAUUUGGCAUGAAGGAAGGUGAAACAUCUACUACUCAAUUAUUAGAUAAAGUGAAAAAUACUUUUAAGGAGGAUCUAGGUAUCAACAUAGAAAAUGGUGAAAUCAAUAAUGCAUUUCGUCUGGGGAAAGUAAUUAGAGACAAUAAACCUAGGCCAAUUCUUCUAUCCUUCGUAAGUACGUGGAAAAAAAGUGAUAUCAUGAAAAAUAAAAAGAACCUGAAGGAGAUAUACGUGAAAGAUGAUUUCUCAAAAGAAGUUCUAGAAAGAAGGAAAGAGCUACUCCCUAAGGUAGAAGAGGAAAGAAAAAAGGGGAAUAUCGCAUACCUGAAACACGACAAACUCAUAGUUAUUGAAACAAAUACUAACGAAAAACGAAAGAGGCAACCAUCUUCAUCGCCGCAAGUAAGAAAACAACCCGCACUUUCGUCGAAAGAUAACAGAAUGAACGCCUUCGAUAUAAUGAGAAACCGAUCGAACUCUCUUUCAAACAACACAGCCAGUGGCAGUAAGGAACAAUAG
Messenger RNA from Cydia amplana, 738 nucleotides. RefSeq lists its product as uncharacterized. The record is from RefSeq and is a predicted model, not a curated record. Lineage: Eukaryota; Metazoa; Arthropoda; Insecta; Lepidoptera; Tortricidae. The transcript has a single exon. The coding region runs from base 1 to 738 and encodes 245 amino acids.